AUGAGCGACGAUGCUCUCCGAACGUGGGCUGAAGGUUAUCUCGCCUCGGGCGGUGGAGCGACGGCUAUGCUCAAACUCGCCAAGCGUCGCUCCAAUGCCCUUCUCGCCAUAAGUAUUAUCAUAGGGAUCAAUGCCGCAGUCUUCGUCACGUGGCAAUUCACAUUAUCGACAAACAAUCAGGUACUCUCCACAAUUAUGCAGUCACAAUUUAUGACAUCCAACUUGCACAUGGCACACAAUUGCUACUUCAGCCUGGUCGGAGCUGCUUUCUCACAUACCAGCCCGGUUCACUUUUUCUUUAAUGUGGUGAACCUGUGGUCUUUGGGCUCAUUUCUGGUCACGAUACCUGGGAUCGGAGCAGCUCACGUCAUUGGCAUUACACUCUCUUCUGCUAUCAUCGGCAACCUUUGCCAACUACAGAGGAAUCCUCCUGGAGACAGGAUACUACUCGGCGCCAGUGGGGUCGUAAUGGGCAUUGCGGCCGUCGCGACUUGUUGUGCGCCGUCUGCCCCAAUGCGCCUUUUCCUCAUCCCUGUGAACUUUCCUCUGUGGGUGUUCACGGUCGGCUAUGCGUUGGUCGACUCUUAUUAUAUCAAUUCGCCAACAGCCACUACCGGACAUGCCGCACACAUCGGAGGCGGACUGGCCGGUGUAGCAUAUUACUGGAUUUUUCUCCGCAGAUAUGGUGCUCAGCAGCUGGCACGUAAAUUCUUGCGAAGCCAACAUAAGUGA
This is a messenger RNA of Dissoconium aciculare CBS 342.82, 732 nucleotides long. RefSeq lists its product as uncharacterized. NCBI's taxonomy places the organism in Eukaryota, Fungi, Ascomycota, Dothideomycetes, Mycosphaerellales, Dissoconiaceae. The record is from RefSeq and is a predicted model, not a curated record. Gene Ontology annotation, molecular function: serine-type endopeptidase activity. The transcript has a single exon. Gene Ontology annotation, cellular component: membrane. The coding region runs from base 1 to 732 and encodes 243 amino acids.